AUGCUGGAAUAUGAAAAAAGUGGAGAAAUAAAGACCAAAUCCAUAGACUUGCUUGAUCUCAGUCCUAGUACUGAUGUCAGGGCCUUAGUGGACGAGAUCCGGAGAGCAGAACCUCUGAUAACAGCUUCCCGUGCUGACCAAGUCAAACUUCUAAUACAGAGGCUGCAAGAUAAGCUGGAGCAACACAAGGACCACAAGUUCUAUCUGUUUAAGGUCCUGAGAGCGCAUAUACUGCCGUUGACUAAUGUUGCCCUUAACAAGUCAGGCUCGUGCUUUAUCACAGGCAGCUAUGACUGGACGUGCAAACUCUGGGAUACCGCCUCCGGAGAGGAGCUGCACACGCUGGAGGGCCACCGGAACGUGGUCUACGCCAUCGCCUUCAACAAUCCUUACGGUGACAAAAUUGCCACUGGUUCCUUCGAUAAGACAUGUAAACUAUGGAGUGUAGAGACAGGAAAAUGUUACCAUACCUUUCGGGGCCAUACAGCAGAAAUAGUGUGUUUAUCAUUUAACCCCCAAAGCACACUGGUGGCUACAGGAAGUAUGGACACAACAGCCAAACUGUGGGAUGUUCAGAGUGGAGAAGAAGUGUUCAGUUUAACGGGACAUUUAGCUGAAAUCAUUUCCUUGUCCUUCAACACAGAAGGAAAUAAAAUCAUCACGGGCUCAUUUGAUCACACAGUUUCAGUGUGGGAUGCUGCAACUGGGAGGAAGGUGUAUACCUUGAUUGGUCAUCGUGCUGAGAUCAGCAGUGCAUUAUUCAACUGGGACUGCUCCCUGAUAUUAACUGGCUCGAUGGACAAAACCUGCAUGCUAUGGGAUGCUACAAAUGGAAAAUGUGUGGCAACCUUAACAGGCCACGAUGAUGAAAUAUUAGAUAGCUGUUUUGAUUUCACUGGAAAACUUAUUGCAACUGCUUCAGCUGAUGGUAGGUAA
Molecule: messenger RNA, 936 nt
Organism: Orycteropus afer afer
Lineage: Eukaryota; Metazoa; Chordata; Mammalia; Tubulidentata; Orycteropodidae
Gene: DAW1
Product: dynein assembly factor with WD repeats 1
Exons: 9
Coding region: 1-936 (311 amino acids)
Molecular function (GO): protein binding
Source: RefSeq, a predicted model, not a curated record